UCCUUCUUCUGCAGCUCCUGGUGCUGCUUGUAUGCUAGUUCGGUGCGGACCUGGUACCUCUUUUGUGAAGCGGCAAGUGAGGAGACUCUGGCACUCGCCAUGGCCGACGAAAAACCCAAGGAAGGAGUCAAGACUGAGAACAACGAUCAUAUUAAUUUGAAGGUGGCGGGGCAGGAUGGUUCUGUGGUGCAAUUUAAGAUUAAGAGGCAUACACCACUUAGUAAACUAAUGAAAGCCUAUUGUGAACAAUAGAGUUUGUCAAUGAGGCAGAUCAGAUUCAGAUUUGACGGGCAGCCAAUCAAUGAAACAGACACACCUGCACGGUUGGAAAUGGAGGAUGAAGAUACAAUCAGUGUGUUUCAGCAGCAGACAAGAGGUGUCUUCUAAAAAGGGAGUCUGCUACUUUACUCCAGAACUCUGUUCCUAG
Messenger RNA from Trichechus manatus latirostris (Florida manatee), 427 nucleotides. RefSeq names its product small ubiquitin-related modifier 2-like. The transcript has a single exon. Gene Ontology annotation, cellular component: nucleus. Gene Ontology annotation, molecular function: protein tag activity; ubiquitin-like protein ligase binding. NCBI's taxonomy places the organism in Eukaryota, Metazoa, Chordata, Mammalia, Sirenia, Trichechidae. The record is from RefSeq and is a predicted model, not a curated record. Gene Ontology annotation, biological process: protein sumoylation.